Molecule: messenger RNA, 625 nt
Organism: Fragaria vesca subsp. vesca
Lineage: Eukaryota; Viridiplantae; Streptophyta; Magnoliopsida; Rosales; Rosaceae
Product: organ-specific protein S2-like
Exons: 2
Coding region: 48-386 (112 amino acids)
Source: RefSeq, a predicted model, not a curated record
AAGUUGGUAAUAAGUUGCUAGCUGAGGUAGAAGUUAGUUGCCGAAACAUGAAGUAUUCCACCUCUUGCUUUCUGCUACUUCUGUUCAUAUUCUUGUUUUCGGAGAUCACCUAUGCGAGAAAGGACAUGGGAGACUACUGGAAGAGCGUGAUGAAUGACCAGCCCAUGCCAGAAGCCCUUAAAGACCUCUUCUCCCAUCAAGAUGAAGAUGUACCAUCUUUCUCUGCUUCAAAAAACAAGGACCACCGUUUUGUUAGAGACUUCGACAUUAGGCCUAAUGUCAUCAUAUAUCACAGUGCCCAUCAUCACCAUGCUGAUCAUCAGCCUGAAGAAAUGAUGCAUGAGAUGCAACCAAAAGCUUAUAUUCAAACUGUCAACCAUGGCUGAAGUACUAUCCAUGAGUAUAUAUAUGGUUGCAAACCUUGUCAAGUAUUAAACCAGAAGUCUGAAAUACCAGAGCUAGCUAGUAGUGUCUAAUAGAUUUUUGUCAUUCAUCUUUGGUGUAUCAGUUGUGCUUGGAAUUCCUCAGGUUUCAAUGAUAUUAUGUUUAGACGUCUUUAGACUAUCUUAAGGCAGCGAAUCAGCGAUAAUUGACUGCAUGUUUAUAUAAGCUUUUUCUGGCUAAU